UUAAAAACUCAGUCUCGUUUUCCAGAACCAACAAACCAACCAUUAACACAUUCUUCUAUACUUCAAACUUCCAACUUCCAUCGCGAAUUCUUUAAUCAAAACCCAUCUUUUCUCUUUCUUUUUUCGAUUUCUCUCACACCCAUUUCUCCGAUCUUCCAAAUUCUGCAAAAACCACCCAAAAAUCCCGUCAUGUCAUCAAUCUUUGCUUCAAACGGAAUGGUCUUAGCGACGGCCAUGGCCGCCGUCUCCGGCACCGUCAUCCUCCUCGCCUUCCGCUUCCAGAAACAGCCCACCACCGCCAUCGCCGGAGCCACCAAAUUCUCAAUCACCAACCACCCAAGACCCUGCAUCUCCAUAGGUGGGACGAAGAAGAAGGUGAAAAAGAAAAAGAAGGUUCACUUUGCAGAAGAUGUGAUGGAACCAAGUGGCAAUGGAGAAGAGUUUAGAAAGAGACUUCAAAGUAAGAAUUUUAAUAAGUUGAGCACUAUUUCGUCAUUGUUAAAAGAUGAAGGGAGUAAAAAGAAAAUAAGUAUGCCUGCCAAUAGAAUGGCUCUUUACGCUGGAAUUCUCAGAGAUCGUAGCGUUCAACGAUUGGCUUAUUCAUGACUUCUAUUUCAUUAGUCCCUGAUUUUUGUAAAGUGUACAAGAUUAGUCCCUUACCUUUCAUACUUUGUGAAAUAUACAAGUUUGUGCGUAGUGUUUACUUUUUUGUGUUGUACCAUUUGUAAAAAAUGAAAGGGGAUUUUUGUAAAUUAGGGAUUUUGGAGGGUGCAUCUAUUGAGUAAUCUUAUCGCAAAGUUAUAUGUACG
Molecule: messenger RNA, 809 nt
Organism: Lactuca virosa
Lineage: Eukaryota; Viridiplantae; Streptophyta; Magnoliopsida; Asterales; Asteraceae
Source: the annotation of a GenBank genome assembly